Molecule: messenger RNA, 3030 nt
Organism: Seriola dumerili (greater amberjack)
Lineage: Eukaryota; Metazoa; Chordata; Actinopteri; Carangiformes; Carangidae
Product: procollagen galactosyltransferase 1-like
Exons: 12
Coding region: 71-1900 (609 amino acids)
Molecular function (GO): procollagen galactosyltransferase activity
Source: RefSeq, a predicted model, not a curated record
ACCCUCAGCCUCCACAUCCCCUGCGUCCUUCUCUGUCUGCCGCGUCACUAGCAAGUUUCUCUCCCCUGCCAUGCUCCGGGUCACCUCGCUGUUGCCUGCCCUGCUUUUAGUUCUCCUGCCGGGCCUGAGCCGGGGAUAUUUCCCCGAGGAGCGCUGGAGCCCCGAGUCUCGGCUCCUCGCCCCCCGGGUUGUCAUCGCUCUGGUCUGCCGCAACUCGGCGCACUCUCUGCCGCUGUUCCUCGGUGCCAUCGAGCGUCUCAACUACCCGAAGGACCGCAUUGCGCUGUGGGUGGCGACAGAUCACAACAUAGAUAACACCACAGCCGUCCUGAGAGACUGGCUCAUCAAGGUGCAAAAUUACUAUCACUAUGUGGAGUGGAGACCUGAAGAUGAACCCAGUGCCUUUGAAGACGAGGUGGGGCCUAAGCAUUGGAAUAAUCUCCGUUAUGAACACGUAAUGAAGCUCCGUCAGGCAGCGAUGGACACCGCCCGUGAGAUCUGGGCCGACUACCUCCUGGUGUCUGACUGUGACAACCUGCUCACCAAUCAGGAUGUGUUGUGGAAACUGAUGAUGGAGAACAAGACCAUUGUAGCUCCCCUGUUGGAGUCCAGGGCUGCAUACUCCAACUUCUGGUGCGGCAUGACCUCACAGGGUUACUACAAGCGUACUCCAGCCUACAUGCCCAUCCGUAAGCUAGAGCGCCGUGGCUGUUUCGCUGUACCGAUGGUCCACUCUACCUACUUGGUGGACCUACGGAAAGAGGCCUCCCGUCAGCUGGCUUUUUAUCCACCACACCCAGAGUAUAGCUGGGCCCUGGAUGAUGUCAUCGUCUUUGCCUACUCAGCUCGCAUGGCAGAUGUGCAGAUGUAUGUGUGCAACAAAGAAACAUAUGGGUAUUUCCCAGUGCCCAUGCGCUCCCACGCUACCCUGCAGGACGAGGCAGAGAGCUUCUUGCAUACACAGCUUGAGGUCAUGGUGAAAAAUCCUCCGUUGGAGCCCUCCAGCUUCCUGUCUCUUCCUCCCAAGCAGCCUAACAAGAUGGGCUUUGAUGAGGUGUUCAUGAUAAAUCUGGUGCGGAGAUCUGACCGUCGUGAGCGAAUGCUAAGAACCCUGUACGAGCAGGAGCUCAGCUGUAAGGUUGUUGCUGCUGUGGAUGGCAAAGCGCUGAACAAGUCUGAGAUAGAGUCUAUGGGGAUUAAGAUGCUGCCGGGGUACAAAGACCCUUAUCAUGGUCGACCUCUCACCAAGGGUGAACUGGGUUGUUUCCUCUCUCAUUACAACAUCUGGAAGGAGAUAGCAGACCGUGGUCUGCAGACCUCCCUGGUCAUCGAGGACGACCUCCGCUUCGAGGUGUUCUUCAGACGUCGUCUCCAGACUCUGCUGCAGGAGGUGACGACACACAAGCUGGACUGGGAUCUCAUUUACAUCGGACGGAAGCGCAUGCAGGUGGACCAUUCGGAGAAAUCUGUGCCCAACAUACACAAUCUGGUGGAAGCUGACUAUUCCUACUGGACGCUAGGCUACAUGUUGUCGUUACGCGGCGCUCAGAAGCUCCUCAGGGUCGAUCCUCUGAGCAAGAUACUUCCUGUCGAUGAGUUCCUCCCUGUAAUGUACGACAAGCAUCCAGUUUCAGAGUACAUGGACUACUUCGAGCGUCGGGACCUGCACGCGUUUUCUGCCGAGCCUCUCCUGGUUUAUCCAACCCAUUACACAGGAGACCCCGGCUACGUCAGUGACACGGAGACGUCGGUGGUCUGGGACAACGAGAAGGUCAAAACCGACUGGGACCGAGCCAAGUCGAGGAAAACUCAGGAGCAGGAGGAGCUGAGCUUCGAGGCUCAGAACUCUGACGUACUGCAGUCUGACCUGGAGAACUGGAGCGCACGGGACGAGCUGUGAUGAAGAAGAGAGGACGUGAGGGGGAGUGAGAGCGAACUCUGGUGUACAGAGAUAAGGAUGAGGGCGAUAGAACAAAGCUGUGAUCGUGGGGGAAAUGGAUAAGAGGGAAGGAAUAUAACAGAAAGCAGAAGAGGGAGGGAAAGGCAGAGUAGAUGGGCACAAGGCUGAUAAGGGACAAUUGCUUUUCCUUGUACAUUUCUCUCUCCACUAUUUAAUCUCUCUCUUAAAAGAGCAGGUUAGAUGUAGUGUUAACUCUUGAAGAGUCAGCAAGCAGCUUUUGUUUUAUUUAUUGCAUCCAGUGUACAUCCCUUGACCACAGCCUGGUCCAUUAAUAGUCCCAUUGUUUUUAUUAUAAUUUUCAGACUCGUUCCGUACAGUAUUCUAAAUAAAUUCCCAUUAUGUGAUUUUACUAAAUUUUCAGAUAUGCAGUGUUCCUCUAACAUGUCAACUGUCCAGCAUAAUUUCACAAGCUGCAGUAUGUUUUGAGUUUAAAAUGGGAGCGUCCAAAGUAUUACAUUUAUUACAUCUCUUUUUGGACUGACUAAAAAAGUCUCAAGGAAGAAAACAGAAUCGCUGAAACAUUGCCUUUGCUGAAGAGUGCUAUAUUCUCUCUCAGUGGUUCCCAACCUGGCUAUUGAACCCUUAAAACAAAGUAAUCACUACUUGCAACACCUUAUCACCAAGAAGUUUGACUUUGUGUAGAAGAAAAAUGUCUUUCUGCUCUUGCCUUCUGUUAAUCAUCUUGUGAUACCUUGUGGGGGUCCUGACCCCUAGGUUGGAAACCACUACUCUGUCUUCUUCUUCUCAUCUUCUAGUGGCUCCUGUUUAGUGUAACUCCUAGUAGCUUGUGUUAUUUAUUAUACAUUUUUUGAGGUUGUUUCUUAAUCUUAACCAAUCUUUUCACUCAUGAAUGUACCAGUGUUUGCCUUUAUUUUACCUUGACGCUUUUACAACAGCAGUUUGGUUUAGUGUUUCAGGGUUUCCCCCUCACUAAAUAUUGCAGUUUUGACCUAAACUUGCAGCUUUUGUUGCGUUUUGUUUGGUGAAGAUCAGAAAAACAAAAUGGAUAUAUUUCACUUUUCAUGUUUUGUCUCUCCUCUGUGUACAAAGUGUGUCUUUUAUACCAAAGA